AUGUUGGUUUUAACAUUUGUUUUGUUUUGCGGAAGUAUAUUUUUAAACUUUGAACCUACUUAUGCUGCCAAUUGUGCAUGUGCAACGCUUGAUGUACAUGUACGAUCAGGAGCAGGUACGAAAUAUCCUAUACUGGGUAGUUUAAGGAAAACUAAAUGUCUAACAUACAGAGGUAACAAGUUAUCAGCAGAUGGCUAUGAAUGGGCUCAUGUAACAUAUAACGGACAGGAUGGUUGGGCAGCUACAAAAUGGAUUGAAUUUAAAGCAUGCACAGUAACAAGCGGAUGUGUGUGUGCUACAACGAGUGUUCAUGUCAGAAGUGGAGCAGGAACAGGUCAUCAUCUUCUGGGAACUUUAUCACCAGGUUUCUGUCUUCCUUAUCGUGGAGAUAAAACAACUAGUGGUGGUUUGGAAUGGGCUCAUGUAGAUUAUGACCAUGCAAGCGGCUGGGCAGCUACUAAAUGGCUUACAUUUAAAGAUUCUUGUUCAACCGGCACAACAGGGAACAACCCAACCACGAAUAGGCCUUCGGUACAUUCAUCCCAACAACUACCUGGCUGUCCGCACAUUGUUCCUCGGGCACAAUGGGGAGCGAGGGCACCAAAACAUGCCGACAAACCAAUGCCAGCUGUACCACAGUUUGUGUAUGUCCACCAUAGUGCCUCUCCACCGUGCACACAUACAGCAGAUUGUGCCAGAUUAGUUCGCGGAGCUCAGAAUUACUACAUGGACGGUCAUGGUUGGUCUGAUCUUGGUUAUACGUUUAUGAUUGGUGAAGAUGGCAAUGUGUAUGAGGGUCAUGGAUGGGGAAGGAUUGGUGCUCACACAUUGAAUCAUAAUACAGAUGGAUUAGGAUUUUGUGUAAUCGGAGAUUUCACUAACAGAGUUCCGAAUGCUGCAGCCAUCAAUGCCUUAAAACAGUUGAUCGAUUGUGGUGUUAAAAAUGGAAUGAUUAGAUCAGAUUACAUUAUCAAAGGCCAUCGUGACGUUCGAGCUACUGCUUGUCCUGGUACAACGUUUUAUCAUCUUAUUAGAACAUGGCCCCAUUACAUGACCAAUGUACAUGUUAUUGGGAAAUAG
This is a messenger RNA of Patella vulgata (common limpet), 1080 nucleotides long. RefSeq lists its product as uncharacterized. Lineage: Eukaryota; Metazoa; Mollusca; Gastropoda; Patellidae. Gene Ontology annotation, molecular function: N-acetylmuramoyl-L-alanine amidase activity; zinc ion binding. The transcript has 7 exons. Gene Ontology annotation, biological process: peptidoglycan catabolic process. Bases 1 to 1080 code for a protein of 359 amino acids. The record is from RefSeq and is a predicted model, not a curated record.